Messenger RNA from Hevea brasiliensis (rubber tree), 2644 nucleotides. Its product is annotated as mediator of RNA polymerase II transcription subunit 14-like. The transcript has 3 exons. Lineage: Eukaryota; Viridiplantae; Streptophyta; Magnoliopsida; Malpighiales; Euphorbiaceae. Gene Ontology annotation, molecular function: transcription coregulator activity. Gene Ontology annotation, biological process: regulation of transcription by RNA polymerase II. The coding region runs from base 2 to 2179 and encodes 725 amino acids. The record is from RefSeq and is a predicted model, not a curated record. Gene Ontology annotation, cellular component: mediator complex; core mediator complex.
AAUGUUUGCCAUUGGAAUGCGUAAGCUCCUUGGAGUAAAAUUGGAUGAGAAAUCAGAUGAAAAUAGUGCAAACUCUGAUAUUAAAGUGCCAUUUGGAGGUAAAAGUGGUGUUGAGGCAGCUGAUAAGUUAUCAGAGCAGGUGAGGAGGGCAUUUAAAAUAGAAGCAGUUGGACUAAUGAGUUUGUGGUUCACUUUUGGCUCUGGUGUGCUUGCUCGCUUUGUCGUUGAGUGGCAAUCAGGUAAAGAGGGAUGCACAAUACAUGUUUCUCCUGACCAACUAUGGUCGCAAACUAAGUUUUUGGAAGACUUUAUAAAUGGUGCUGAAGUUGCAUCCCUUUUGGAUUGCAUUCGCCUCACCGCAGGACCUUUACAUGCUCUGGCAGCUGCUACUCGUCCUGCACGAGCUGGUCCUGCUCCUGGGGUCCCUGUGGUAGCUUCAGCUAUUGCUUCUAUGCCGAAACAGGCAGGGUAUGUGCAAUCCCAGGGAGUUUUGCCUAGCAUUUCUGCUAACAAUGUUAAUCAGCAAAAUUCUGGCCCCAUAGGGAAUACUGUUACAUCUACUGGUACUGUCCCUCUUGGGAAUAUUAGCCUCCAUGGUACUGCAAUGUUAGCUGCUACUGGUCGAGGGGGUCCUGGCAUUGUUCCUAGCUCAUUGUUGCCAAUUGAUGUUUCUGUUGUGCUACGUGGUCCAUACUGGAUCCAAAUUAUUUAUCGCAAGCAUUUUGCAGUUGACAUGAGAUGCUUUGCCGGAGAUCAGGUUUGGUUACAACCAGCAACACCACCUAAGGAAGGCCCAAAAUUUGGAGGUUCACUGCCUCGUCCACAAUUUCGCCCUUUCAUAAUGGAGCAUGUUGCCCAAGAAUUGAAUGGAUUAGAUCCGGGCUUUGCUGGUAGUCAACAGACAGUUGGACCAGUUAAUUCUAACCCCUCAAAUCCUGGUUCAGUUUCUCAAUUAUCAGGUGCUAAUGGAAAUAGAGUUAACUUGCCUAGUUCUGCGGCACUUUCUAGGGCAGCUACCCAAGUUGCUGCUCUAAAUCGUAUUGGAAAUGCUGUUCCAGGAUCUUCAAAUUUGGCUGUUGUGAGCUCAGGAUUGCCUAUACGUAGAUCCCCAGGUGCUGGUGUUCCUGCUCAUGUGAGAGGAGAACUAAAUACAGCCAUCAUUGGUCUUGGCGAUGAUGGAGGGUAUGGAGGUGGCUGGGUUCCUCUUGUAGCUCUUAAGAAGGUGCUAAGGGGUAUUCUUAAGUACCUUGGAGUGCUUUGGCUAUUUGCCCAGUUACCAGAUCUUCUGAAAGAGAUCCUAGGAUCAAUCAUGAAGGACAAUGAAGGUGCACUCUUGAAUUUGGAUCAGGAACAGCCAGCCUUGCGCUUCUUUGUUGGAGGCUAUGUAUUUGCUGUCAGUGUACACAGAGUUCAACUUCUUCUUCAGGUUCUCAGUGUUAAGCGCUUUCAUCAUCAGCAGCAGCAACAACAGCAACAGAACUCUGUGACUUCUCAAGAAGAACUAACUCAAUCUGAAAUAGGAGAGAUGUGUGAUUAUUUCAGUCGCCGUGUAGCAUCAGAACCCUAUGAUGCAUCUCGUGUUGCAUCAUUCAUCACUCUUCUCACCUUGCCAAUAUCAGUAUUAAGAGAAUUUCUAAAAUUGAUUGCAUGGAAGAAAGGAUCAACUCAGGUGCAAGGUGGAGAAACAGCUCCUGGACAGAAGCCUCGUAUUGAAUUAUGCCUUGAAAAUCAUGCUGGGUUAAAUGAGAAUGACAACUCUGAGAAUUCAUCUGCAGCUUUUAGCAAUAUUCAUUAUGAUCGGCCCCAUAGUUCUGUUGAUUUUGCACUUACUGUUGUUCUUGAUCCUGCUCAUAUACCUCAAGUUAAUGCUGCUGGUGGUGCUGCUUGGUUGCCCUAUUGUGUCUCAGUGAGGUUGAGAUAUUCAUUUGGUGAAAACACUAACGUAACAUUCCUUGGCAUGGAAGGAAGCCAUGGAGGCCAAGCUUGCUGGUUGCGUGUUGAUGAUUGGGAAAAAUGUAAACCGGGGGUGAUUCGAACUGUGGAAAUAAAUGGAUGUUCCGCUGAUGUUACACAAGGAAGGUUGAGAAUGGUUGCAGAUAGUGUGCAAAGAACACUAAAUUUAUGCCUCCAGGGGUUGAGAGAUGGAAGUGGAGUUACUGCAACUUCAGGGGCAACGUGACCAAAUUCUUUUCUGCUGGUAGCAUAGAUCUUCAAAAUACUUGGAAGGUAUAUUUUAUUCUCUUUGGGUUUUGGUGUAGAUUUUUCUAUGGCAUGGCCAUUUCUAGGAUUGACAAUUUUGUUGCUGAAGAAACUUAAACAGUCCUGGGGAUGGGACGGGAAAUCAGAAUGAAAUUUCUCAGAGGCAGUUUGUGCAGGGGUUGAAAAUGUAUCCAGGGCUUUUCUUCUAUUUUGUAGUAGCUAAUCUAAUUCUCUAAUGAGUAGGAUGUACAAUAAUUUUGAAGAUAAAAGGGUUAUUGUAGCUUUGGUUUUUCCUCUGUAUAUAAAUCUCGCUGAGUGGACAAACAUUGUAAAAAGAAAGAAAAAAUCAAGAUGCCCAAGAUUGUUAUCUGGUUGACCUUUCCUCUGGUCACUAUUUUCUAGUCUUGAAAUCAACUUCCAUACAACUCCCACGUUUCUGUGAAAA